This is a messenger RNA of Trichomonas vaginalis G3, 663 nucleotides long. Its product is annotated as secretory carrier-associated membrane protein scamp family. NCBI's taxonomy places the organism in Eukaryota, Parabasalia, Trichomonadida, Trichomonadidae. Gene Ontology annotation, biological process: protein transport. The record is from RefSeq and is a predicted model, not a curated record. The transcript has a single exon. Gene Ontology annotation, cellular component: trans-Golgi network membrane; recycling endosome membrane. The coding region runs from base 1 to 663 and encodes 220 amino acids.
AUGACUGAAAAUGAGACUCUUCCAAAUCCAUUUGCUGCUUCACAACAGCAAACAGUCGAAUCAUCAGACUUAGAAGGUCUCGAACGAGAGUCUGUUACUAAUAAUGCGCAUAUUCCAAACUUUCCUUCGUUUUAUCCAGUAGUUUAUGUUGAUCUUAAUGCAGAAAUUCCUCACAACUUUUGGUCUUUCUUCAAAUUAAUGUAUGUAUCAGCCCUUUCAUUUACCGGUGCGUGCAUUUUCCAAAUUUUUGUUCAAUUUUUCGGAUUUGCUAUAAAUUACCAUUGGUUUAAAUGCCCAAUAAAAGAUGUAUUCAUGUCACUCGUUCUUGCAGUGUUUCUCCCUAUUUUGCUUUUCUCAAAUCAAUAUUAUUCAUUUUAUUGUUCAAUACGUGAUGAAAAGCCUAACUUCAGAUUUGGCUUAUUACAGACAUUUGUUAUCGCAGCAUUACUUAUAAUAAUUAUCGGAAUUCCAGGUUCUGGAUGCGUUGGAAUCUGGUGGCUAGAUAUAGCAGCCAAUUACGGUUCAGCAGCAUCUGUGCUCUUCGGAGUUCUUGUUACCAUCUGGCAUAUUAUAAAUUUGAUUUUACAAUUUGUUGUUCUUAUUAUACAUAGAACUCACGACUUCAGUUAUAAUGGAAGGAUAUCAAACCCUGCUGACGUUUGA